Molecule: messenger RNA, 1899 nt
Organism: Branchiostoma belcheri (Belcher's lancelet)
Lineage: Eukaryota; Metazoa; Chordata; Leptocardii; Amphioxiformes; Branchiostomatidae
Exons: 9
Coding region: 112-1899 (595 amino acids)
Molecular function (GO): calcium ion binding
Source: RefSeq, a predicted model, not a curated record
CAUUUUGAACUUACGAUUUAAACCAACGAAUUCCAAAACCGCUAAGUUAGACCAGCGGUGCUGUUGGUUGUACUUUAGGUACCGUGACCUGACCGAGAUACUCUGGGAGAAAUGGGCGGGACGAGCAUGGAAAUUCACCGGCUGCUGUGCUGCGUCAUCGCGAUCACCUGCGUCUGGCUGGUCAAUGCCGAGCAAGGCUGUCCGAAAGCAGGCUACGUUUCUUUUAGCGGAAAUUGUUUCAAGCUCUUUGCCGAGUCGCAGACCUACAGCGAGGCCAAGCAGACGUGCGCCGCGGACAGGGCGGUGUUAGCCAUGCCGAAAGACAGCGCGACCAACUCUUUCCUCGCCGGUAUGGGAACUGCUGUACGGUGGAUUGGGAUUUCGGACGCCCAGAUGGAGGGCCAGUGGGUAUUUGCGGACGGCAAAAACCUGCAGUCAGCUGACUAUUCCAACUGGGUUCCAGGUCAACCAGACAAUGAUGGAUCUGGAGAAGACUGUGGCGCAAUUAGGAGUGACGGACUGUGGGGGGAUGUCCCAUGUCAAGACUCCAGGCCAUUCCUCUGCCAACUAACACCAGCGUGUCGGAUAUCAGACUCCUACGUUAACGUCAGGGGAACCUGCUACAAGUACUUUGCUGAGCUAAAGACGUACGAUGAAGCCCAACAGACGUGUGCCGCGGACGGGGCGGUGUUAGCCAUGCCGAAAGACAGCGCGACCAACUCUUUUCUUGCCGGUAUGGGAACUGCUGGACGGUGGAUUGGGAUUGCUGAAGCCCAAAAGGAGGGUCAGUGGGUAUUUGUGGACGGCCAAGCCCCGCAGUCAGCCGUCUAUUCUAACUGGAGACCAGGUCAACCCGACAAUUAUAAUGGACAAGACUGUGGCGUAAUUUGGAGUGACGGAACGUGGAAUGAUGGUCCAUGUCACGACUCCAAGCCAUUCCUCUGUCAAUUACAACCAGUUCCCCCAGUAGCUGUUUGGCCCUUGGACGCGAAGUAUGGAGCAUCAGACGCGACAGGAAACGGAAAUGACGGGACAGCAACAGGAACCCAGUUAGCCCCUGGUCCGUACGGAAACGCAGACGGCGCUUUCCUGUUUUCGGGAGCUUCAAAUUCGUACGUCCACAUUCCAAACGAUGGCCAGUUAGAUGUGCAGUACUCCUACACCAUCCUGGCCCACAUAUAUCCUACUGGACAGGCCGGGCCAAUCUUCCGCUACGCUGGGAAUCCCACAGCCGUAGAUUUUUGGCAGGACGCUACAUAUAACCUUGUAAUGUGGCCGAAUGGAAGAGAUGGACAACCUGCACCUACCAUCCAAGCCACUGUGCUAGAACAGAACGCCUGGAACUUCGUGGGUGGAACCUACGACAAUACCACAGGAGUGGGAUCCAUCUGGGAAAACGGCGAACGGGUUGGACAGGCAGAGGUUGGAUUCUCGUCAGUCGCAACCCAAUACGACGUCCGGGUGGCCAAGGCAGACAGUAACAGUCCGAUUUUCAAGGGUCGAAUCGCCUGUCUUCAGCUGUACGACUACGCCUUGACAAGAGACGAGAUUCUAGCAGCACGGUAUAUGUGUAGAGACGAAUGUGCAACAGACAGUGGAGGGUGUGACCAGAUCUGCUCCGACCUCCUGGGAAGUUACAACUGUUCCUGCCGACAGGGCUUCGUGUUGAUGGCAGAUGGCCACGGCUGUGAAGAUAUUAACGAAUGUGCAACAGACAGUGGAGGGUGUGACCAGAUCUGCACCAACUUCCUGGGAAGUUACCACUGUUCCUGCCGACAGGGUUUUGUGUUGAUGGAAGACGGUCAUAAUUGUAAAGUGUGCGGCCACUGCCAGGGCGGGGACCGCCUGUGCCGACAACACCGAGUCCAGCUACUACAAGUGGGCAGACAAGUCGCAUAA